This is a messenger RNA of Closterium sp. Naga37s-1, 552 nucleotides long. The record is from the annotation of a GenBank genome assembly. Lineage: Eukaryota; Viridiplantae; Streptophyta; Zygnematophyceae; Desmidiales; Closteriaceae.
AUGAGUACGUGCCCGGGCAUGGUACGCGCGUGCUCCAUCGCUCUGCGAGUGCACGGGGGAAGUGAGGAUCCAUUGGAGGAGAGCGGCAGUCACUUCCCCAUUGAUUAUCACGUUAGCGACUCCUCUGCCCUCUCCUCCGCCCUCGCCUCUCAGCUUUUUGUGGACGAGUGCUUCCUCCCCGCCUCUCCUUCCCGCUCGUCGCCUCGUCCUCCUCCUUGCACCCCGAACCGCACCUCUUCCCACCGCUCGUCCCACUGCUCCGGUACCUCCUUCCUGCAUCCACCCCCCUCGUUUGGGAUUGACAAGGUAGCGGGUGAGGUGGAAGGGGGGGGAAAGGGGAAAGAAAGGGAGGAAGAUGGGGGGGAGGGGGCGCAGGAGCGCGCAGCUGUGUUGAUGGCAACAGGGGGCUGUGGGCAGGAGCACAGGGCUGGAUCUAAGCGUUUUCAUGUGGCGCGGGGAGCAAUUGCGGGGUUCAAGCAUUCGCGAUUUCACUGGAUGCUGCAAGAACAGCCAUUUGCUUCAAGCGCAUGCCCUUCUGCCAUGACCAUGUGA